CGUCCUUACGCAAAGCAUCCAACCAUUCUAUUCAACACCAAGCACCCUGCAGGACAAUGAGCUCACUCGAGAAUAUUCAUACGCCCCGGUAGCCCUCGCAAUGGCUGCGUACAUGUCUCCUUCACCCGCAGCCCUUGCUGUCAGCUCCAGCUACCCGCGUCGAUCGCAAUACCGACCAACAACACGACUCGCAGCGAACCGUGUUCAACCCCUGCCUCUCUCAAUGGCGACAGAUGCCAAUUCACGACUCCCUCGAAACAUGACUGGUGAUAGCUCCGACGAUGAAGACCUCGCCCCCAUCAAAUUGAGUGCCGAAGCGCAGGCUAUACUGGGCGAGGACGAACCACAAUUGGAAGCAGAGAAAGAGAACUGGGGACCACAAGUACAGCCUGCGGUCACUACAGGCGCUUCAAGACGGAGGAGCAAAGCUACGCCACUCGAGGUCCUGAAGGCUUCCAGUCCUCCGCAACAAAGGGAUGGCAGUCCUGCCCCACGAGUCGUUCGAGUCACCACCGGGCCAAGGCCUGGACUAGGUGUAAUUCUGGGCAGAGACGGUUCUUUCAUGUACAAAAUCCACGACAAGUCAGCUACUGGUAUGCACCCAGCACUUCACGAUUCAGAGACUCCUGCACCGAGCAUACGGCGCGUCCGUGUAAGUGGUGGUAAACGCUUGUCACGAUCACCUCCGUCGAAGGCGGAUCCCGAGAAGCCUCAGCCAACAUCAGCUGGAGAUGGACCGAAGACUGGGGGUCUCUCAGCUAGCCCUGGGAGCCAAGAACCACACAGCAGUCCAGAAGAGGAAGGCGCCGCAAUACCAUCGACGGUAUCACGUCCUCGAAGAGCCGAUGAAAAUGGAGCUCAGAGUACCAUGAGAGUUCGACGGCAUGGAGGCGCUCUCCGCAACAGACCAGUCAGACGAGGUAUGGUCCGCCGCCCGAGUGAGGAAGAUGAGAUACCCUUGGACAAUCAGGAUCACGAACAAGCCAAUACUCCUGAGACCGAGAUGGGUAGAAGGGCGAGAGAGCCAGAUUUGGCCGACUUCCCGGAUGAGAUUCUCGCUCUGCAAGGCAGUCCUAAGCAGAUCAAGCAGACUCGAGUAUCUCCAAGAGUUAUGUCGCCAGUGCGACUCAAACGACAAGAAUCACCCAAGCUAUCGUCGUCAAGACCAGCAUCAGGGCACCAGAUUCAGCCAACACCACGCGCUCAAGAGGCUCCGAUAUCCUCCAGAUCCUCCAGAUCCUCCAGUUCUCAACGUCAUCCCAUCUUCAAGAUCCCUCCGCUCCCAUCAAUUGCGUCAGUGCCCGAUCAAGAAAAUGAGCCGCCGCCAACGUUCCGACGGACAAAGCCUGCUUCUACGAUACUAGAAUGCCACGAAGACCAGCCCAAACCCGACCAAAAGCCAGCCGAACAUGCCUCUCCGUCCCGUCCACCACUCGUCCCAAAAUCGAACAACACACCACACCGCCCUGCCCCCGCGCCUCCGCCCAAAAUGUCCAUCCUCGAUGCCGCCACCUCCAACGCUGGCUCCCGUAACAAGAAGUCCGUCCACUAUGUGCUCAAUGGCAAGACUUACCGGCGACUCGACUGCAUCGGCCGGGGCGGCUCCUCGCGCGUCUUCCGUAUCAUGGCCGAAAACUACAAGAUCUUCGCCCUGAAAAGGGUCAACCUCGAAGACGCCGACAUGGCUGCUAUCGCCGGUUACAAAGGGGAGAUCGACCUGCUGAAGCGCCUGGAAAACGUCGACCGCGUGAUUCGACUGUACGACUAUGAGAUCAAUGAGGACAAAGGCGUGCUCAAUGUCAUGAUGGAACUCGGCGAGAGCGACUUCAACAAAAUGCUCAACGAGCAGCUCAAGUCCGAGAAUGCGCGGCUGGAUAUCACAUUCACGCGACAUUACUGGAAAGAGAUGCUCGAAUGCGUGGCCGCGGUACAUGAGUACGGGAUCGUACACUCGGACCUCAAGCCGGCGAAUUUCCUGCUCGUCAAGGGUCAGUUGAAGCUGAUUGACUUUGGGAUUGCAAAUGCCAUCGCGGACGAUACUGUCAAUGUGCAUCGGGAGAACCAGAUCGGCACGCCAAAUUAUAUGAGUCCCGAGAGUCUGGUUGCACAGCACAUCCCAGCGGGAUACGGAGGAGCCGCAGGGAAGGUGCUCAAGCUGGGCAAGCCGAGCGACGUGUGGAGUCUGGGGUGUAUCUUGUACCAAAUGACAUACGGGCAGCCGCCGUUCGCGCAUAUUGCAAAACAGUUUGAGCGCAUCAUGAGUAUUCCCAAUCCCAAAGUUGAGAUUGCUUUCCCCGGCACGGGGAUCGGAGGGGCAGUCGUCCCAUUUGGACUGAUCAAGACGCUCAAGCGGUGUCUCACGCGCGAGCAGAGUCUUCGACCAACGGUGGCGGAGUUGUUGAGUGAGGGCGAUCCGUUUCUCAAUCCGGUGGCGAUCAGCCCGGACAUGCUGGGGCGUGUGAUAGGGAACGUGGUGGGGUAUUGUCGAAGACGGGAGGAGGCCAUGAGGGCAAGAGGUGAGAUUAGUGCGGCGGAAGGGGUGAGCUGUCUACCCAAGGACGACGAGAUGAAGGGGUGGCCGUUGGCGUUCUAUGAGAAGUUGAGACAGGCGCAAGAGGAAGGGACGGCGUGGUAGACUUGCACGACACGACAGUAUUGAUAUUGGAUGGCACGGCCUCCGCUGAGACCAAGGGUUGGCUGACGAGCCGCGUGAGCAUGAACAUGAACAUUCUGGAUUGACUGCUUUUUGGGAUCGCAGGAUGGGACGAUGCAUUCUCCUCCUGGUGGUUGGAUUGGAUUGUGUUGCUUUGAGUUGUUGUGGUUCUGUUGAAAAUGUCCUUUUGCUGCGUUCAAGCGUCCUCGAAGUAUAAUACCUACUUAUUCUUUGUCACUCAAAUACUCAAGUCC
Messenger RNA from Exophiala xenobiotica, 2907 nucleotides. RefSeq lists its product as uncharacterized. The transcript has a single exon. The record is from RefSeq and is a predicted model, not a curated record. Gene Ontology annotation, cellular component: spindle; nucleus; kinetochore. Gene Ontology annotation, biological process: peptidyl-serine phosphorylation; meiotic spindle assembly checkpoint signaling; protein localization to kinetochore. Lineage: Eukaryota; Fungi; Ascomycota; Eurotiomycetes; Chaetothyriales; Herpotrichiellaceae. The coding region runs from base 101 to 2635 and encodes 844 amino acids. Gene Ontology annotation, molecular function: ATP binding; protein serine/threonine/tyrosine kinase activity; protein serine/threonine kinase activity.